AUGUCGACCGGUUCUCACCCUCGCUUUCCAGGUUUCCUCACGACCUUGGUCCAGGGUUUCUCUAGCAAACUAUUUUACCGAAAUUUAUCACAAAAAGUGAAAGGGAAAAGGCCCAAAUUGACAAAUAUCAAACAAAAGGACAGUGUUGAUAUCGAGGGCAUCUUAAAAAGGCCUGGAGCAGUUGUCGUUAGCGCCGAAUCUCUUGUUGUGGAUUCCAGUGAGACUACGAAGGGAAUAGAGAUUAAAAAGUGGCAAGCCUCACGACAGAGGACAAACUUACUAAAGCAAGGAGAGCGAAGGUGUACCUUUCAAGUUUUUUAUAGUCAGUUUAGAAGAAAUUAAGGAACAUUUUACUCAAAUAACUCACAAUUCUUAAUCUUAAACCUCCUUUAUCUUCUCUCCCAGGCUUCUUUCUCACUCCUCUUAGAAGCCUGGGAAAGGGGUAAAAUUGCUGAUGACUACACCUUUAUUAGGGUAUUUUUUGUGUCAUUCUAUUUAUACAGUCUGAUUCUGCAAUCCGCGGUCUGCAGAUGUCAUGUACGGCCCUGCUCAUAAUUUCUAGUGGGUGGGAUGAAAAUAAGGUCUUCAAUUGACCACUCCAGAAAAUACCAUAACAUACCCUAAUUAAUGCUCUUUGUUUGUCCCCAAAAAUCUUGCAAAGGCAUUGUUUUCAGUUUGUUUUGGGGCCAUUUUAACUCCUAGGAGAAACUGAAAAGAAUGCUUAUGCAAAAUUUUUGGGUGACAAACAAAGAGCAUUAUGGUAUAUGUUAUGGUAUUUUCUGGAACGGUCAAUAAUACACGGCCUAUGCCUUAGGACAAAAGACCUUCUUUGAUGAACACUAACAUUGACAGCAAUUUUUAAAUUUCCUGCUUUAUGCCAAGGUCUAUGUGCAAUUUUGGUGGUGAGAUACUUCCCUGGUCCUGAGGCUGGAUAAAUAACUAUCCAGGAGAUGAUUAUUAGGGACACAAAUUGUGUUAUCCACUGGUUAGCAUUAUCCACCCUUUGAACAACUGGUGGCUGGUGUCAUAUAAUUUUCCAGGGCCUGCAGAGCAGCCAGUGACCACCUCUUUUGGCUGUUUUCUCUUUGUGGCUGUUUAGAACUGUCAUAUUACUGAACUUUUCUUGAAUUGUUGAGCAGAGUCAUGUUUAUAAAUUUCAAGCUGCUGAAAAGUACCUUUCUCCAGCUGAGCCUGAUUGCACAUGUUUGCAGAUCAUGAUAUUACAAUGAUGUAGGUUUCUGUAAUCCCUUCAUUUUGUCUAGUAUGUGAUCGAAAUGCGUCAGAGACCACAUCAUCAGCCAAUAUCAUUCAUUUUAAGAAACCAUAGUUUGUGGAGUAGUCUUCAGAUUUAAUCGAGAACUUUCAUCAAAAAAGACUAUAGUAUAUUUUCGCAUCGUUGCAAAUGCGAGAUAGCCUUUCUGGUUUGAAAAUGCAGAUGGGCGUUUUGAGACUUACUACGCAUUAGAUACUAUUUAUAUGAAAAUGUUUAUUACAGUGGAACCUCUAUAAUGAAGUCCUCAGUGUAAUGAACUAUUUUUUUGACUUCAGUAGUGGUAAAAUAAAAGGCAAUAUGAAAAAGGACCUCGAUAUGAGUUAACAAACCUCGUUAUAAGAAACAUAUUUUGCCAGUCCCUUAGCCCUUCGUUAUAUUGAGGUUCCACUGUGCUUAAUUUUAUUUAUUUAUUUUUCAAAAAGUGGGGGGCCCAGCCCCUCCCCCUGCACAGGCCCUGAUUUCAUAGUCCUAGAAUCUGGGGCGAAUUUAAUAGCCAAUUUAAUAAAACUUUUACAAGUGUAAUUUACAAGCAUAGCUAUCGUUUUCGGACACUAAAGCAAUAACUACACUUGUAGAUUACACUUGAAAAGGUUUUAUUAAAUUGACCCCUGGGGUUUUUCAGGUUGUUUACCUUUGAAGCCUAGUCACUGCCACCCACAAGCUCCUCCUAGACACGACUGAAAGAGGAAGGGACCUUUGUAGCAGCUUUGACAUUCAUAAAGUGGUGGCCAUUUUGUCAACAGAUAAACCAUUAUCUACGGACACCUAUUUAGUCAGUCAGUCUAACAUUUUGCAUGUUUUAUAAAAGCUAGUUUGACUGAUUUCAAGUGGCUGCUACAGGUCUCUUUCUAUUACCUGUAUCUAGGAGGAUUAGAAAGGCUGUCCUCACAGGCUACAUGUAGGUCAACCUCUGAUCAUCAGACAUCUGAUAAUCAUGAUAAAAGUUUGGGGUUUCACACUGAGUCUGAACUGUGAAGUAUUUUCCUCUUGUCUAAGAGCAUGGCUUGUAUUACUACUCAGCAGUUCAGAACUACAUUCACCAGACUGGCUACUUGCCAUUCCUGCUGCAAAACAGGACAGUAGUAAUGCUGUUUGGUUCUCAGGCUGGAAAAACAUAACUUGACCAUGUAGCUGUAACAGUCAAAGGAUACCUCCCUAGGAGAUUAUAGUAUUUAUGCAAGAGAAAACAUGGGGGAAGUGGGGAUGACAGUAGCCUGCGAACAGCAGACGCAUUUCCGGUCGUCACUUCUCUCCCUCCAAAAAAUAUUUUCAGACGCAGAGAAUCGAUGACUGGAAAUGUGUCUGCUGUUCGCAGGCUAGGAUGACAGUUGUCAUUCAAUAUUACAGUUGUAUUGAUUGUAUUCUAUUUUUUUGAACCAUUGGGGCCCGGGACCUCAAUUUAUACCGUAAAUCCUCUAUUAAGCCCCCCGGGGGGCUUAUUUUUUCCACGCACUUUUGAUGGGGAGGCUUAAAAGAGAGGGGGGGCUUAUUUAAGGAGCAAGGUUUCUCGAGGAUGGACUUGUGGUUCCCAGGCGGUAUACUGCUUUGUCUAACGAUAAGAAAAUAGUGACAAUUCUCCACAGAGAACUAGAGCGCAAAGUUGAGAAAGUUAAGCAUAUUGGAGGUCAUCCGGCCGAAGACCAAAAACAACAUGAACUUCCAGUCUGAAUAAACCAUAACUGAUCAGUCCACGUUAAUCGUUAAUUUUUUUGUGAAGAAUAAGGAUUGCGGGAGGGGGAGUUGGGGGGGGACUUAAAAGAGAGGGGGGGCUUAUUAACGUUCCUCCUCUGAAAAGGGGGGCUUAUUAGAGAGGGGGGCUUAAUAGAGGAUUUACGGUAGAUGCACAAUCACCUGGUGUAAGGUCUAGAACCAAGGAUCACUUUAAUAAAUUAUAUGGUUUUCUUUUUCAUUUGAUCCCACGCACAAACCUUCGAGACUGACUUACAUGAAAGUCAAUUGUAUUUCUUUUGUGCCCAGUAAAUUUGCAAACAGAGAAUACAGACAUGUGCACAGACUCAUGCAAACACCUAAAUUGUACAAGUUUUUGCCAGUUUGUGUGGUAAAAGCUAGGAGCCUAGUUACACAGAACUGUACAAGUACAGGGGGCAUAGAUUGAAUUAGUUUAAAGAGCAUAACAAAAUACGAUUUAGAUUUAAACUAAGAUUUUAUUUCAAGUAGUUUAAAGCAAGUAAAAUGUUAUAUGACCGGAAAAGAGGGCACAAUAAGACGUCAUGAUCCACAUUUGGAAAAUCUUUCAUCCUGUUCUAGGUAUCCUUCAUCAAGAAUUUUGUUUUAUUGCCUGUCAGUCGUACAUUCUGAAUACAAAAACCCCUUGAAAUGGUAACCUUUGUGCCUGAAAAAUUAUCCUACAUUGCUCAUUCAUUGUUGGGCAUUUGUUUGAUCAAUCCUUUACAGUAGGAUCAACUGGAGAGAAGUGGUUAUGAAUAAGUAUUACUGGUAACUCAUGAAAGUCAGAAAACCUGCUGAAGCAUGCUGAAAACUUAAUGUGAGCUAACCAAAUAAAUGGCAGGAAGUGUAAAAAAUGUCAUCUGUUUUUGCAGGGUGGCUGUAAUUGCUGUUGUUACAAUGCUGAUUGGAUUUGCUGCAAUUAAACUUAUGUUUUAUGGUAAGGUUACACCAAAUCUAAUAUUGUUAGGUCCAAAAAUAAUCCUAUCACAGCAGAACCCUGUUCAUGUGACCACAGUUGUGCCACAAAUUCUUGCUGUAAUGACAAGGUGGUCAAACAGCGUGUUCAUAUUGUGGGGUUUCAUGGUAAUUGUAAUUUUGGGGGAUGGGGCUAAAUAAGGUGUCCAUAACAAAAGAUUUGUCUGUAAUAUAAUAGAAGACUUUUAGUGAUUUUGUGAUAAGAAUCAGUACAUGUUCAACUUUUUUUAUGCAUCAUCAGCAUUGCAGGGGGUUUUUGUUUUGAUCUCAAAAAAAUGAAGGAAUUAUUACUGAGCCCUGUAAAGAAAACUGUUGUAAUCACUUCAAUGGGCUUUCUUGGAGGAAUGACAAAAACUUGAAACCUUUUAUUUUUGAGUAAUUUCUAGUGUUCUCGUUUCUUGUAUAUUAUUAUUAUCAGGUGCUGAAAAAAGAAAGAAGGCCAGUGACACAGCUACACAACCCACAUAA
Molecule: messenger RNA, 4405 nt
Organism: Porites lobata
Lineage: Eukaryota; Metazoa; Cnidaria; Anthozoa; Scleractinia; Poritidae
Source: the annotation of a GenBank genome assembly